This is a messenger RNA of Cladophialophora immunda, 3699 nucleotides long. RefSeq lists its product as uncharacterized. Gene Ontology annotation, cellular component: cell cortex. The record is from RefSeq and is a predicted model, not a curated record. Lineage: Eukaryota; Fungi; Ascomycota; Eurotiomycetes; Chaetothyriales; Herpotrichiellaceae. Gene Ontology annotation, biological process: signal transduction; activation of GTPase activity; regulation of fungal-type cell wall organization. Gene Ontology annotation, molecular function: GTPase activator activity. Bases 663 to 3188 code for a protein of 841 amino acids. The transcript has 3 exons.
CGCAGAAACCCACCCGAACCUGCUGUUGCCCAAACUCUACUCAGCUGCGACCUGUGUGGUCUUGGAACCACAGUCGCCAGCCCAGUCUACCAACACAUCCCAAACACUUUCUCGAUCUUACACAAGAAUUGCACCCCCUCCCCAUCUCAUCACCCCUGGCAGCCCGUCAGGUCCGUAGAGUCGCGUUUCAUUCUACCUUCUCAUUACUGUCACUUUCACCUUUUCCCAGCAUCCUUCCUCUGCCAUCAUUCGGAAACCCGCAGUCAGACUGACUGCCUGCUCGGUUGCCCAGAAACUCUCUUGAUCGGCGUCGGCGCCCUUGCUGCGCGCUUGGCCAGCCAUUCGCUUCAGCUGAUCGUCCUCACAAUCCAACCUUUGAGAACAUUAAGAAAAGAAGGCAUUUCCUCUCCAGAUAUUUCUACUCAUCACUCUGCUCCGUCUUUGUCAGGGUCACCUCUCCAUUGCCUGCUGCGGCUGGCCAAACAACGCGUCAAGACGACCGACUGCGUCGAUUGAAGGAGAGUCGCGCACUGUGCGAUAUUGUGUGAUAUCAACUGCAAUCAUUCACCAACAACUAAAAAGCACCUCAGGCAUCAUAGGCAACCGGUCUCCCUCCUCCCAAACCGUGUGGCGAAGAGCGCACCUGCGCCUGUAGCCGCAUUAUGGCAACGGGAGGCGCAGGCACUCCGAGCCCUCCACGACCCUUUGCCCAAAAGCCACCCCGUGGUGGUGGUGGUGCUCCGGCGCCUGCACCUGCACCGUUGACCACCGCAUCUCCUCCCUCAAAACGAGAACUAGCAUCAUGGUGGAAAAAGUUCAGGAAGACGACAGAGAAGGCGGAUGAGAAGGUUGAAGCUCCCACUGGCAUCUUCGGCGUUCCUCUGGCCGAGAGCAUCAGAUACGCAAAUGUCGCCAUCUCCUUGCAAAACGAAUACGGUGAGAGUUUUAUCUAUGGCUACGUUCCGAUCGUGGUUGCGAAAUGUGGAGUUUUUCUCAAAGAGAAAGCCACCGAUGUUGAGGGCAUCUUCCGACUGAGCGGGUCCGCGAAACGAAUUAAAGAUUUGCAGACCAUUUUCAACUCGCCUGACAGGUACGGAAAGGGGCUAGAUUGGACUGGCUAUACUGUUCACGACGCGGCCAACAUCCUUCGCCGCUACCUCAAUCAGCUCCCGGAGCCCAUUGUUCCUCUCGAUUUCUACGAACGAUUCCGCGAACCACUUCGCCAAAUCCAGGUCCCCACAGGACCCGACGGGGAAAUGCAGUCUCGCGAUAUGAGCGUCAAUGAACACAGUGCCGCCGUCACUGCGUACCAAAAGCUCAUCACGGAGCUACCGCCUUUGAACCGCCAGUUGCUCCUCUACAUACUCGACCUGCUGGCGGUUUUUGCGUCCAAGUCGGACCUCAACCGCAUGACUGCUGCCAAUCUCGCCGCUAUCUUUCAGCCGGGCAUAAUCUCUCAUCCUUCGCACGACAUGUCGCCGGGAGAAUACCGACUCAGUCAAGAGGUCCUGAUCUUCCUCAUUGAAAAUCAGGAUAAUUUCCUCAUCGGAAUGUCAGGCACCGCCGUCGACGAGAAGACUCAGAAGGAUGUUGAGAGCGGUGCACCAUCUCUACGAUCUCCCAAGGCUGUAGGGCGGUCUGCAUCCAAUGCCAGUGCUGGGGCAGAGAGUCUCCGAAAAUAUGGUGUCCGGCGUAAUGUUUCCGUCUCAUCACGAGGUUCCAGGGAGCGAGGAAGUCCUGGAGUUUCGAGCCCAGGUACUCCAUCAGGAGUCACUUCUUUCGCCGCAGGUGCGGGAAUAGCACGGAGCAAUACUGUCCCGUCGAAGCGAUCUCCAGCUAUCACCUCGAAUCGCUUUCAGAGGUCUAACGACAACACAGAUUCGACAAUUCAAUCAGUGGGACCGCAUGCCGCGCAUCCCGUCGUUUCAGCCUUGAACCAGGAAACUACAGCUGAGUCGAAGUCCUCCAGAUCUGGGUCUAUCCAACCAGACGAUGCUGACGGCAGAGGAACGUUGGUUCCUGCACAAGCCGCCCAGGCACCCGGUCAGUCUCCGCAACAACUAACCCAACCUCCAUCAGCAGCACAGAGCGUUCCAACCCAAGACCAGACCGGCCAGGUCCCGGUCACGGCGGCGGCUGCGGCUGUGGCUGCGGCUCCACCGCCCACCACCACCCGAGAACGAAAGAUAUCUAAUCUCUUCCCCAAGUCACCGAUAUUUGGCCCAUCAGAUCCCAACGGGAGGCAACCGAGAAAGUUACAAAAGAAGCCAAAGCUGCCCGGGAGUACCAACGACAGUGCACAGAGCUCGCUGAACUCACUCCAUGGUGACGAGGCCGGCACCUUCCACACGCCUCUUGUCUCCCCGGAUAUCAAUAGCGCUGGGCGACACGAUCCAUUGACUGCUGCUCACGGUCCCGCUCUCACGAACACUGCCGCAACACCUGUCAACGAAACACCAAGCUCGAAGCAAUUCUCGACGCCACCGACUGGAAACAACGCGCAGAACCAUACGGCCGGGCUAAAACCGCGUUCGUCGCCACCAGGGUCGACACACUCCCGCUCUUCUUUUACGGAUCCGUCGGACCCCGACGUUGUCGACGACGGGCUGCCACAACCCGAGAAGGAAAAGCGUCGUCAUCGAUGGCGAUUCUCCUCUGCGGCAAAGAAAGGGGAACAGUCGCCGCUUGCACCACCGCCACCCGUUGGCCAGAAUGCCGGGGCAAGGGGAAGCAACAGUUCAAUCGGAAGUUCUAAUCGGCCCAGGAAGAGCUUUACCGGGGAUUCUCAACUGACGCAAUCUUCGUAUAUCGAUCCGAGCGGGAGUGGACAGCAGCCCCUCGUUGGUCCCUCAAGCCACGAAUCAAAUGAUGUGCAGAAGGAUCCCAAUGCAGAGACAGAGAAGAAGGGCUUGUUUGGUAAAUGGAAAGCCAAGAUGUCCCAGAACCGAGACGAAAGGCUGGCCGAGAAGGACCGGGCCAAGAGUCCUCCUCGAAAUGAGCAAGGUUCCUCUCGGAGCAGCCUGGCGGCUUUCGCCCAGGAGCACUUGGCACCUCGAGGAAGAUCAUUUGACCGGCCCCGUGAUGAGGCUCUGUCGAGUGUGGCCGCAAGACCUGUUGCCGAGGGGCAAGCUCAAGGAAGGAAAGUCUCAAUGGAUCCAGGACGGGCAGAAAGGCUCCCGGGUGCAUAACGGGUUUGAGUGGGCUAUCACGCAACUAUUGUUUUGGAAUAGAUAUGGAUGGUCUGUCAUGGUAUGGUGUGGAGCCGGGCCAGCACAGGUUUGAUUGUUUCAAGAGUACUUCACUUGGAUACCUGGGCUGCGACAAAGGCAAAGUUACCACAUUACCUUGGAUAAGACGGCACAAGCGAAAACAGCGCGAAGGCGGAGGAGAAAAAGCAGGGUUAUGAUUAGGGACAGGGAUGGGGUGUACAUUGGAUAAUAAAAUGGAUCGGAAAUAUCAUGAUACGGCGCUAUUGGCCAUACCGGAGGCGUCGACGUCGUCGUCAUUGACCUGCUCCCACUCUUUUGCCGACAUGUUCAUCGACAAACAACGACUACGCCAGUGGUGGCUUGAAUGCAACAGUGCACUGUUACCGUUCGUGCGUGAACUUUCAGCGGUUGACGACUUUCGCUCCAAUGCUUUCAAUCUAGACACUCCUUUGCCUGAUUCUGCCAAAAAGGGAGAAGGCAACGACGGUCG